AUGUUUUCUGGGUUCAUGGUGAUUGUGAAUGAACUUGAAGCCUUGGGAAAUACCUACACCGAAGUAGAGAAAGUCAUAAAGAUCUUAAGGUUUCUACCAAAGAAAUGGGAAACAAAAGUGAUGGAACACCCGGUGAAAGCUUUUGGAUGGGCGGCUAGAGAUCACUCUGGGCAUCUGUCUCCCUUUAACUUCUCUAGAAGGGCAACAGGAGAGGAGGACGUGAGGUUUAAAGUGUUGUAUUGUGGUAUAUGUCACUCUGAUCUUCACAGCAUCAAGAAUGAAUGGGGCAACGCCGCCUACCCUAUGGUGCCUGGGCAUGAAAUUGUAGGAGUUGUAACAGAAGUUGGAAGCAAGGUAGAAAAAUUCAAAGUUGGAGAUAAAGUGGGUGUGGGAUGCCUGGUUGGGGCAUGCCACUCCUGUGAGAGCUGUUCUGACGACCUUGAGAAUUAUUGUUCCAAACUGAUACUUACUUACAACAUGCCAUACCAUGAUGGAACUAGAACUUAUGGAGGCUAUUCUGAUACGAUGGUGGCUCCUGAGCGUUAUGUAGUUCGAAUCCCUGAUAACAUGCCCCUUGCUGCAGGAGCACCACUCCUCUGUGCCGGGAUCACAGUCUAUAGUCCCCUAAAAUAUUUUGGAUUCACCCAACCUGGUAUGCACAUAGGUAUAGUUGGCCUAGGUGGGCUUGGUCAUGUCGCCGCCAAAUUCGCCAAGGCCUUUGGAGUUAAAGUCACAUUAAUCAGUACCUCUCCUAGCAAGAAGAAAGAAGCUAUUGAACAUCUUGGAGCUGACUCAUUUUUGGUUAGUCGCGACCCAGAACAGAUGCAGGCUGCAAUGGGCACAAUGGAUGGCAUUCUUGACACGGUCUCAGCUACUCAUCCCCUCCUACCAUUGCUUGGUCUUUUAAAGAAUAAUGGAAAGCUUAUUCUGCUUGGAGUACCAGAGAAGCCACUUGAGCUGCCAGCAUUUUCUUUGAUUAUGGGAAGGAAGACUGUGGCUGGCAGUGGCAUUGGAGGAAUGAAGGAGACACAAGAGAUGCUUGAUUUUGCUGCAAAACACAACGUGACUGCAGAUAUUGAGGUUGUUCCAAUGGAUUAUGUGAACACUGCAAUGGAGCGUCUUGCUAAAGCUGAUGUUAGAUAUCGAUUUGUCAUUGAUAUUGGAAACUCCUUGUCUGCCACCAAGCCUUACAAAAUGGCCACAUCCCCUGAAGACGAACAUCCAAUGAAGGUUUGGGCAGCUAGAGACAACUCUGGGCACCUCUCUCCCUUCAACUUCUCCAGAAGGUCAACAGGGGAGGAGGACGUGAGAUUUAAAGUGCUGUACUCUGGUUUAUGUCACUCUGAUCUUCACACUUACCCUCUUGUGCCCGGGCACGAGAUUGUAGGAGUUGUGACAGAAGUCGGAAGCAAGGUGAACAACUUCAAAGUUGGAGAUAAAGUAGGUGUGGGGUGCCUCGUUGGGGCAUGCCACUCUUUCCAGAAUUGUUCUAAUGACCUUGAGAGUUACUGUCCCAAACUGAUAGGCACACAUGGUUCCCAGUACCAUGAUGGAACCAUAUGUUAUGGUGGUUACUCUGACACCAUGGUGGCCAAUGAGCACUAUGUGCUUCAUAUCCCCGAUAACAUGCCACUUGACGUGGGAGCACCUCUCCUAUGUGCCGGGAUCACAGUCUAUAGUUCCUUAAGAUAUUUUGGACUCAGUGAACCAGGAAUGCACGUAAUAGUUGGUCUGGGUGGGCUUGGUCAUUUGGCUGUCAAAUUUGCCAAGGCUUUUGGGUGUAAAGUCACAGUAAUCAGUACAUCCCCGAGAAAGAAGAAAGAAGCCAUUGAACAUCUUGGUGCUGACACAUUUCUAGUUAGCCGUGAUGCAGACCAAAUGCAGGCUGCAAUGGGCACGAUGGAUGGUAUCAUCGACACGGUCUCUGCAAUUCAUCUUCUUCUUCCAUUGAUCAACCUUUUAAAGUCUCAUGGAAAGCUUGUUAUGUUGGGGAUACCUGAUCAACCACCCGAGCUUCCAAUCUUUCCUUUGCUUAUGGGAAGGAAGACUGUGGCCGGUAGUGCCGCUGGAGGAUUGAAAGAGACACAAGAGAUGAUUGAUUUUGCAGCAAAACACAACAUAAGGCCAGAAAUUGAGGUUAUUUCCAUGAAUUACGUGAACAUUGCAAUGGAGCGUCUCGCAAAGGGUGAUGUCAAAUACAGAUUUGUCAUUGACAUUGAAAACACCUUGGCUGCUACCAAGUCUUAG
Messenger RNA from Vitis vinifera (wine grape), 2247 nucleotides. RefSeq lists its product as uncharacterized. The record is from RefSeq and is a predicted model, not a curated record. Gene Ontology annotation, molecular function: cinnamyl-alcohol dehydrogenase activity; zinc ion binding. Gene Ontology annotation, biological process: lignin biosynthetic process. Lineage: Eukaryota; Viridiplantae; Streptophyta; Magnoliopsida; Vitales; Vitaceae.